AUGUCGCCUCAAAGAAUCUACUUUCUCGUCCACGGCACCGUCCAAGGUGUCAACUUUCGCUACUUUACGCAGAAGAAGGCCACAGAAGGCGGCGUGACUGGUUGGGUCCGAAACACUGAUUCCGGAAAGGUCGAAGGGGAAGCUCAAGGAUCGCCAGAUGCUAUCAAGCAGUUCCUGAAGCACAUUGAUCAAGGCCCUUCCCAUGCAAAAGUCGUGAAGCUCGACAAGGAAGAACGCGACGUGAAAGAUGGCGAGAGCAACUUCGAGGUCCGGUCUUGA
Molecule: messenger RNA, 279 nt
Organism: Pestalotiopsis fici W106-1
Lineage: Eukaryota; Fungi; Ascomycota; Sordariomycetes; Amphisphaeriales; Sporocadaceae
Exons: 4
Coding region: 1-279 (92 amino acids)
Molecular function (GO): acylphosphatase activity
Source: RefSeq, a predicted model, not a curated record